GAAGGAGGAGAGAUGGACAGAAGGAGGCAGCAGGAGGGGGAGGACUGCACAGGAACAAUGGCAGAGGACUACAGAGAUCUGGCCGGGCCUGCUCCAUGUCAUUGACUCGCUGCUUCAUGCCAUUGACUCUCUGUCCUCCAGACACAGGCUGGCAGCCAUGGACCGGAUGAAGAAAAUCAAGAGGCAGCUUUCUAUGACCCUCCGGGGUGGAAGGACCUCAGAAAAAAGCCCUGGAGACCACUCAGAGCAGAUCACCAUGGAAGACAAUGGCAGCAGUGACAAUGAGCCCAUCGUCCGAAAUGGGAGAAGCCUUUCGUCCCACAGCAUGCAAUCCUUCCUGCACCACUACACCGCCAGCUCCUUCCAAAAGCCGCCCAUCCCCCGGCCGCACAGUGCCGUCUGCCGGAGCCUCAGCUCUUACCUGAACCGGAGCAGCCGACUAGAGAUUGUACACGAAGACCUAAAAAUGGGCUCUGACGGGGAGAGCGAUCAAGCCUCCGGCUCUUCUGAUGAAGUUCAGUCGCCAGUCCGGGUCAGGAUGAGGAACAAUGCCGCGCGGAAAAUAUCCACAGAGGAUGUAAAUAAGCGCCUGUCCCUCCCCGCUGAUAUCCGUCUUCCUGAGGGCUACCUUGAGAAACUGGCUCUGAGUAGCCCCCCGUUCGAUAAGCCUUUAAGCAGACGACUGAGAAGAGUUUCUUUGUCGGAGAUUGGUUUUGGGAAGUUGGAAACCUAUGUCAAAUUAGACAAACUGGGAGAGGGUACUUAUGCCACUGUUUACAAAGGCCGGAGUAAGCUGACCGAGAACCUGGUGGCUCUUAAGGAGAUUCGUCUGGAGCAUGAAGAAGGUGCACCAUGUACAGCCAUUCGGGAAGUUUCCCUUCUAAAGGACUUGAAACAUGCAAAUAUCGUUACUCUGCACGAUAUCAUCCACACGGAGAGGACCCUGACUCUUGUCUUCGAGUAUCUGGACAAAGAUUUAAAACAGUAUCUGGACGAUUGUGGGAACUUAAUAAACCUUCACAACGUCAAGCUCUUUCUUUUCCAGCUUCUUCGAGGACUGUCGUAUUGUCACCGACGUAAAGUCCUGCACCGAGAUCUGAAGCCGCAGAACCUGCUGAUCAAUGAGAAGGGGGAGCUCAAACUCGCCGAUUUUGGCCUGGCCCGCGCCAAAUCUAUCCCCACAAAAACCUACUCCAAUGAAGUGGUUACAUUGUGGUACCGACCACCAGAUAUUCUUCUGGGGUCCACUGAAUACUCCACCCAGAUCGACAUGUGGGGCGUCGGCUGCAUCUUUUACGAGAUGGUCACAGGGCGACCGCUUUUCCCAGGAUCCACUGUGGAGGAACAGCUGCACUUUAUUUUUCGGAUACUCGGAACACCCACGGAAGAGACGUGGACCGGGAUCCUAUCUAAUGAAGAAUUUAAAUCCUACAACUACCCCAAAUAUCAUCCAGACCCGAUCCAGAAGCAUGCCGCCAGGCUGGAUACGGAUGGAGCCAACCUUCUCUCCAAAUUCCUUCAGCUGGAAGGAAGGAGAAGGAUCUCCGCGGAGGAAGCCAUGAAACACUUAUACUUCCAGGAACUGGGGGAAAGGAUUCAUAAGCUACCAGACACUACUUCCAUCUUUGCACUGAAAGAAAUACAUCUGGAUGAAGAGAACAAGCUUCGGCCAGCCACGGAAUCCGUUCAUAUACAGUCUCGAAGGCUCAGCCUCGUUCUUGGUUGAACGUUUGGAGGUCUAUCUUCGAAGCAAGCAUGUGGUCCUAACAGCUGAAGGAGCCUGAGGCCGGGCGGAGUCGGACUUGACUGCUCUUUGAGCCUGCAGUAGGUGGACAAGUGGACAUUAGGCAGUGCCAGCAUGUGGCAUCUACAAUACCCAUAUUAUCUUUCCCGUUGCCGUGCGGACACUACGUGCUGAUCUGCUGCUGUACCUGCGGGGACUUGUUUGGCACACCCCCACCGUGUGUCAUACCGUGCGCCCCUGACGAAUGUCCUCUCCUUGCUCUCCCUUGUGUGCCCAUCCUACCCUACUCCCAGGCGUACUAGGAAGUGUUUCUCUACAUGAAGAGCUGGCCAAGAGGUCACCAUCUCGAUCCUGAGGAGAGCUGAUGACUUAAGAUCCAGGCUUGUCUAUGGCUUCUUCUGGCGGUAGGAAAAGACCAUUGAGAACAAUGUAGAGGGUGACUAGACCCUACUCAUAGAUGGUGGAAGGGUUCUUGGCUUAUCCUACGUUGCUCCAGGGAUGGGUGAAGGUAUGUAAGACUUGGUGUCGAGUCACUUUAGCUCAGGACGGCGCCUGCGCCGGGUGUCAGUAUUAGCGGGGGGGCUUGCCUACGAGAGUCCCCACAAACUGCGCGCAGGUACCAAAGCUUAGCAUUCUGUAGAGAACAGAAAGGAUGAGCAGACUAUGUAUACACGGGCAGCCCUUCCCUACUCUGAUCCCUUUUACUUUGCCACCCAGGGGAGGAGCAAGGAAAGGGCCCCGAACCCUCUUCCUGCUAAAUAUCAGACGUAUGAACAACUAUUAAAACAGUGAACCAA
This is a messenger RNA of Bufo gargarizans (Asiatic toad), 2541 nucleotides long. It is a transcript of the gene CDK16, whose product is annotated as cyclin dependent kinase 16. The record is from RefSeq and is a predicted model, not a curated record. Gene Ontology annotation, molecular function: protein kinase activity; ATP binding. Lineage: Eukaryota; Metazoa; Chordata; Amphibia; Anura; Bufonidae. Gene Ontology annotation, cellular component: synaptic vesicle; nucleus; cytoplasm. The transcript is spliced from 17 exons. Gene Ontology annotation, biological process: neuron projection development; exocytosis; protein phosphorylation. Bases 158 to 1726 code for a protein of 522 amino acids.